Molecule: messenger RNA, 3550 nt
Organism: Schizosaccharomyces japonicus yFS275
Lineage: Eukaryota; Fungi; Ascomycota; Schizosaccharomycetes; Schizosaccharomycetales; Schizosaccharomycetaceae
Product: cleavage factor two Cft2/polyadenylation factor CPSF-73
Exons: 2
Coding region: 168-2528 (786 amino acids)
Cellular component (GO): nucleus; mRNA cleavage and polyadenylation specificity factor complex
Molecular function (GO): RNA binding
Source: RefSeq, a predicted model, not a curated record
CUCCAAUGAAAAAUGAAACUACAACAUUUUGUUGCUACAAAAGCCCAGCUUAGUUCUUAGCUACGUGGUACACUUCCAUUUAGUCUCAGUGCAACACCUCGAACGAGGUUGAAGUGUUAAUUUGAGGACGUGUUUGAGCUCCCUGUCGUUCACCACACAAAAAGAAAAUGCUCUUUUACUGGUGUAUCCAGUCAAAAUCGAGCUGUGGGACAUCAUUGUUAGAGCUAGAUGGCGUCCAUAUUCUCAUUGACCCUGGAAGCGAUAACAGCUUGACGCAUCCAUCGAUUGACGUGGUCCCCGAUUUAAUUUUACUUUCUCAUUCAGAUUUGGCACAUUUAGGAGGUCUCGUGUAUGCAUGCAGACAUUACAACUGGAAAACCGCGUUCAUAUACGCGACAUUGCCUGUCAUUAAUAUGGGACGGAUGACCAUGUACGAUGCUAUAAAAUCCAACUUGGUUACCGACAUUACCAUUGCAGAUGUGGACUUGGUUUUUGAUAGUAUUACAACUCUGCGAUAUUCGCAACCAGCAUCACUCAUGGGCAAAUGCAAUGGUAUAAAUAUCACGGCUUUCAAUGCAGGUCAUACACUGGGAGGAACACUUUGGAGCAUCACAAAAGAGUCGGAAAGUCUGGUAUAUGCUGUUGAUUGGAAUCACUCGAAAGACAAGCAUUUGAAUGGUACUGCUUUGUAUUCGAACGGCCAAAUUCUUGAAAUUCUGACUCGGCCAAAUACCCUCGUUACUGAUGCCAACAAUGCUUUAAUAUCAAUUCCCGCGAGAAAGAAGCGUGAUGAAGCAUUGAUAGAGGCCGUCAUGUCUACAUUGUUAAAAGGUGGUUCAGUGUUGUUACCUAUGGAUGCAGCAUCGCGUGUCAUUGAGUUGUGCUACUUUCUCGAUACACACUGGGCAUCCAGUCAACCUCCCCUUUCAUUUCCUAUAUACUUCUUGUCUUACUCCUCCGCGAAAACCAUUGGUUAUGCAAAAAGUAUGAUUGAAUGGAUGGGCGACAAUAUCGUUCGCGAUUUUGGAAUGAACGAAAGCCUUUUGGAAUUCCGUCACAUACAAACCAUUACCCACCCUUCUCAGCUUUCUCAAAUAAGUCCUGGCCCCAAAGUUAUUAUUGCAACAUCCCUAACUUUGGAAUCAGGUUUCUCUCAAAACGUUUUGCUAGACAUCAUGCCUGAUAACUCCAAUAACCUCAUUCUUCUUACUCAAAAAUCUCGGUACUCGGAGAACUCACUGGCGAAGCAGUUCUAUCGCUAUUGGGAGCGGGCAAGCAGAAAAUCACCGGAAAACUUUUCAUCUGUUGGCAUGUAUUUUGAGCAAAGUAUCCAGGUUAAACACUCUGAACCAUUGCAGGGUGAAGAGUUACGCGAGUUUCAAGAGAAAGAACAGAGCAAACGGACACGAGACGCAGAAGAUAUUGCCCUUGAAUUACGUAACCGUACCAUUUUAGACGAGGAUGAAAGUGAAGAGUCUUCUUCUGAUGAAGAUGAACUAACUCAGGUACCGGAGCUCUCAAAUACGAAUUUAGGCUCUGCUGCCUUUAUGUCAGGCAAAACGUUUGAUCUAAAUCUCAGAGAUCCUAACAUUGCAAGCCUCCAAAGUAAGUUUAAAAUGUUUCCGUAUGUUGAAAAACGUAGGCGAUUUGACGACUAUGGUGAAAUUCUUCGUCAAGAAGACUUCGCUAUGGAAGAGCGCACCGCUGGAAUUGUUGAGGGAGAAGAAAACGAAGACUACGCGCCCGCCCACGAGUCCACUGGCAAGCGGAAAUGGGCAGAAGUUAACAAUGGUCAAAUUUCUGAAAAUCAAUUAAAUGAAGAUAUGCCCGAUGUUCCGUCCAAAAUUGUUACUACUACACGGUACCUAAAGAUUUCGUGUCAAGUGGCAUUUAUUGAUAUGGAAGGUCUUCAUGAUGGACGGUCUUUAAAAACUAUCAUUCCUCAAGUUAAUCCAAGACGGUUGGUUCUUAUUCACGCUACAGAUGAAGAACGUGCAGACAUGAAGAAAACAUGCGCUGCUUUAACAGCGUUUACAAAAGAUGUUUACUGUCCUGACUACAAGGAGGUCGUAAACGUCAGUAUUGAUGUUAACUCGUUUAAUAUGAAACUUUCAGAUGAACUUGUAAAAAGUCUCAUUUGGAAAAAGCUUGGAAAUUACGAAGUCGCUCAUCUUAUGGCAAAAAUUCGUAUGCCCGAAAAUGUGGACGAAGAAGCCGAAGAAUCCAAAGAACCCGUUGACCCCAAGGACAAUCUUCCCAUUUUGGAUUCAUUAAAAACACAGCAAGAUUUUGCCCUUGCUCCAAGAGCAGCACCUAUAUUCGUGGGUAACGUUCGGCUAGCCGCACUGAGGAAGACGCUCAUGGAUCAAGGAAUAUCUGUUGAACUAAAAGGCGAAGGUGUUCUCCUUUGCGGUGGUAUUGUUGCUAUCCGUAAGCUUGAUAACGGCCGGAUCGUUAUUGAGGGUGGUAUAAGCAAUCGCUUUUUUGAAAUUAGAAAGACGAUUUAUGAUACGCUUGCUAUGGUUUAAAGCGUUCUGUUCAAUCUACUGCGUCCCGCUCUCACCUCUGGCUUCUUUCCAUUCCGGGGCACCACUCUGUCUUGCUGGAAGAUGGUCUGUAGUUGUAGUUGAUGUCACGAAGUAGGAAGCUAAUUCUUGCUCUUCCUUGCGAGACUCCUCUUCUAAUGCCUCGACUUCUUUAGGACUUAGGGAAGCUCGGAGUCGAUUGUUCAAAUCCACGAAUGCUUGCUUCACCACUACUUCGGGUGCUUUGUUGCGAGGAUUUCCAUUUUCCGGAUGACGAAUGUAACGUCGACUCACGUCGCAAGCACUAUCAGCUCCAAAACCGAAACAGUAGGACAUUUUCUUGCCCCAGCCUAAGAAUUAGUGUUGGUUAAAACAUGAUACCGAAAGCUGGGAUAACUUAAGCAUACCUUGUUCGUAAAUAAGAGGUUGAUCAAAGGCCUCUUCACAGCUGUCAACGUGAACCCAACGUUUUUGCUUGUAGCUGUACACCUCUGUCCAUACGUGGUCUUCAGCAUUCCAAACCCAGCGAGCACGAGACCCAAUUGCCCUGCACAGAAAGGUGAAGCACUAUUGGAUAAACCGGUUAGUAGCUGGUACUUCAACUUCAAAUGUUAACUUACGCAUGCCCAUUCUCCGCAGCGUCCCCUAUGAUGCUUGAGCAAGGGUCUCACGUUGUUAUAACGAGGGAAUCUCUGUGUGUGUCCGCAGCUGUUACAUUGGUACAGUUCCACAUUGCCACAACCCUCUUGGGACUCUUCAGUCGUCGGCGCAGCUGGACCCACAAAUCUAGUUUCAUUCUACAAAUGGAUUAGUUAGCUGCGUCACGAACGAGGUGUUUAGUGAGCCUCAAAGAAAGAGCACUUUAAAACCUUAAGUCAUACCUGACAUUGUUCACAUUUAGGAGCGUUGACCCAUUCAAAAAAUUCAUGUUUGAACCAUUUUAGUAACGCUUUAAUAAUGUAAUCCUGAUAUCCCCAUUCAUCGGAUUUCGCUUCUUGUUCACCUGCCUCGGCGUAGAUCCUUUC